GCGAACUGACUGCACGGACUGUACCAUUACACCUUCACCGUGUUCCCCCUACAAAUCAGCGCAGUGGAGCCGUCCAUCACCCGGAAGAACUCUCCUCCCUGCUGACCCCUCCCUUUCCUCUGGCAGCCAGCGGCGACAAUGGCAAAAAUCAAGGCCCGAGACCUGCGUGGUAAGAAGAAGGAAGAGCUUCUGAAGCAGCUGGAUGACCUCAAAGUAGAACUUUCACAGCUAAGAGUAGCAAAGGUGACAGGAGGUGCUGCUUCUAAGCUGUCAAAGAUCCGUGUAGUCCGCAAGUCUAUUGCCAGAGUGCUGACUGUGAUCAAUCAGACCCAAAAAGAAAACUUAAGGAAGUUCUACAAAGGUAAGAAGUACAAGCCUUUGGAUCUGAGGCCAAAGAAGACCAGGGCCCUGAGGCGCAGGCUGAACAAGCACGAGGAGUCUCUGAGGACUAGGAAGCAACAGAGACGAGAACGUCUGUACGCGGUGCGCAAGUUUGCUGUCAAGGCAUAAGUCUCAUGUACUGAAUAAACUCUUGUUUGGGUAAAUUA
Molecule: messenger RNA, 548 nt
Organism: Hyla sarda
Lineage: Eukaryota; Metazoa; Chordata; Amphibia; Anura; Hylidae
Gene: RPL35
Product: ribosomal protein L35
Exons: 4
Coding region: 139-510 (123 amino acids)
Biological process (GO): maturation of LSU-rRNA from tricistronic rRNA transcript (SSU-rRNA, 5.8S rRNA, LSU-rRNA); translation
Cellular component (GO): ribosome; cytosolic large ribosomal subunit
Molecular function (GO): mRNA binding; structural constituent of ribosome
Source: RefSeq, a predicted model, not a curated record